AUGUCUACGCCAAUUUCUUCCCCAUACCUGCGACCAUCAGCACCCCUGGUGGACGGUCAGGCCUUCGUUCGCGGUCCCGUCGUAGCGUCCAUGCUGAAGUCACAAUCUCUAGACGGCGGCGAGAUGGAGGGACCUAUCGGAGAGCCCAAAGAAGAGGAGAAACCUGCAUAUGCUUACACCGAAUCACCACGGAAACGCUCCAUUGCUUCCGACUUCAGAUGGUGGACCGACGAGUACCGCUGUGCUGUCGUCUGCAUCGCCGGGCUCGCCGUUCUCUCAAUCCUCCUGUGGCAUUUCGACGGGAAGCUGGCUCCUGAUUUCGGCUCCGGUUUGCAGCUCGACAUGGUUGUCAUAGCCAUCAUGACACUCGUAAGAGUAACUCUGAGCAGCAUUGUCGAGUCUUGCAUUUGCCAAGGUGCCUGGAUCUGGUUCUCAAAGUCCCACCAGGUGCGGACACAUCGCUGCGCUAAGCUAGACGACUUUAAGCUCUUUGGUAAAGCCUCUUGUGGGCUUUUGGGAAGCCUAAACUUGCUCUGGAGGCUCCGUGGCCUGCACUUGUCGUGUAUCGGAGCCAUUAUCAUCAUCGUAACGCAUAGCUUCGAAACAGUCUCCCAACAGCUGUUUGUCUACGUUCAGGAACCCAUCGUGUACAUGAAUGAGAUGAACAGGCCAGCGCCCGCUCCUUUCCGAAGCGACUAUUAG
Purpureocillium takamizusanense is the source of this 702-nucleotide messenger RNA. RefSeq lists its product as uncharacterized. The transcript has 2 exons. NCBI's taxonomy places the organism in Eukaryota, Fungi, Ascomycota, Sordariomycetes, Hypocreales, Ophiocordycipitaceae. The record is from RefSeq and is a predicted model, not a curated record. Bases 1 to 702 code for a protein of 233 amino acids.